Messenger RNA from Oldenlandia corymbosa var. corymbosa, 2381 nucleotides. NCBI's taxonomy places the organism in Eukaryota, Viridiplantae, Streptophyta, Magnoliopsida, Gentianales, Rubiaceae. The record is from the annotation of a GenBank genome assembly.
GAAUUCUCAACGGCCAACAGCUUACCAACAGACGGUUUCUGCAAACCGCCAUGCGCACGGGAGCCGCGCUUGAUCCGGGUCGGAUCAACACAUUCGGUUCCAUUCAGAACCCGACAUUCCAAGCUCGAACGAAGCCUCCGCAAUGCCUCAAACGACAUUCCUUUCUGAGAUUCCCUCAACGGAAUCGUACCGGCCGCUGGAUUAGUCGGGAAGGAGACUCCCGGUCGUUGACUUGUGAGGUCAAAGCGGUACUUGAUACGGUACGGGCCGACGAAUUCAGCUCGAGUGUGGGGAACCCGGCGGUAUCAACAUCUUACCGGAAUCCCAAUUUCCGGAGGCCAAAUCAGACUGUGUGGGAAGCUCAGGGGAAGGUCUGUACCGGGCCAACCCAAACUCGGCCGCUUUCCGAAGAACAAGCGUUUAAGGUUCUGGACACCAUUUUGAGAUCAGCAAGAGGGGAACUCAAAGAUGAUGAAGACCCGGUAUCGAAAUCACAACUUGGAGCGUUUUUUGCGGCUAUGACGAUUCGUGCGAAUACUUUCCCCGAAUCUACCCAAUGGAGUGAGGGAGAAAGGCUUGCAAUGAAUUAUUACUGGCCGCAGUUAAUGCAAGCGCUCUCUCCGGAUAUUAUCUUUCUUGCUGAUCCUGAAGGCAGUUUAAUGGGAACUGGAAGCUCUGUAGGUCCCCAGUUUGUGGGAAAUGUUCCUUCUGAAAUGAGAUUAGUGGGUGCCCUCAGGGAAGUUUUAGCUGGAGGACAUCUUGGGUAUGAAGAGGUUCAGGGUGUUCUAAAAGAUGUUCUUCCACUUAAAUUACAAGAUUUGGGAUCAGAUAGUGUUAGUGAGUCAUUGCUUUCAGCUUUCUUAAUAGGUCAGCGUAUGAACAGAGAGACAGACCGUGAGCUGAAAGCCUACUGCCUUGCAUUUGAUGACGAACUUGGUCCUGCACCAGUUGCUGAUGUUAAAUCAUUGACACAUUAUGGUGAACCAUAUGAUGGAAAUACACGCUUCUUUAAGAGCAUGUUGUUUGUUGCUGCAGUUAGAUCUUGUUAUGGUGAAUCUUGCUUGCUCCAUGGUGUAGAUUGGAUGCCACCAAAGGGAGGCAUUACUGAGGAACAAAUGCUUAGGUUCAUGGGAGCAAAUACACAUUUAUCUCCAUCGCAAGCGAAGCAGCUGCUCGAGGAUGCAGAAGUUGGAUUUGCUUAUGUCAGUCAAAGGGAGGCUCACCCAUCACUAUAUUCAUUAGUGAGGUUGAGAGAGCACAUAAAGAAACGUCCACCUUUGGCAACAUCGGAGAAGGUUCAACAGAUUGUUCGGAAUCGGGGAAGGGAAUCGAUUGUUGCUGGAUUUUAUCAUGACGGUUACGAGGAGCCAUUGUUGAUGCUUAUGAGAAGAAGAGGUGUUCAUUCUGGUUUGGUAGUCAAGGGUGAAGAAGGGGCCCUUUCAAUGACGACAAAAUCAAGAUCAGUUAAUGCAUCAAAAGGAAUACCUGUCAAUUACUGUUCAGGAUUCCGCACGUUAAAUCUGUCACCAGCCGAUGCCCUUGAUGGAGUAUCUCGUGAGACGUUUACAAUGGAGGUAGAUGCAAGAAACCAUGGUUUUGAACCAACUGAUACUCCAAGAACUGACAGAUCGAUCGCAAGGAACAUAGAAUUGGGCUUAGCUGCUCUGAGCGGCGAGAAAGGACCUGCAUAUGAUCGGAUCAUCCUCAAUGCUGGAAUGGUAGAUCAUUUGCUCGGUUGCGAUGGUGCAGAAGAUAUAACUUCAGCUCUGGACAGAGCUAGGGAAGCCAUCGACAGUGGCAAGGCUUUAAAAAGGCUUCUAAAUUACAUCAAAAUAUCCAACAAACUGAAGUGACACCGGUUCAUGUUUGUAAAGAUCGCCGAAUGUUUGUCUUUGAUAUAAGUUUCUAGAAAUGAGGGAGAAUCUCGAUUCUGCGGAAAUUUCUGCUGCCUGCUGAACUUCAUUUUUGGUCUGAAGCUGUACAUGAUUUCGAGGUUUUUGUGAUGUACAUUAUUACUCUGUUUUGUCGGAUGCGAUGUUACUCAACCAAAGGGGAUACGUGGAAGUUUGGAAUACAAUAUUGAAACACUUGUGUACAUUUCACAACACAAUCUGAGAUACAAUGUUGUUUUAUGGCUGUUUCCAUAGCCUCACGCUUUGCACAUUAGAUGGGAUUCAAUCUCAUCCACCAUUCAGCUUACAAGGAACGCAAUCCUAAAUUAAUUUGCGCAUUUUUGCGCAAAAAUGCAAAAACUAGAUUGGUAGGAGUUUUAACAGGGGUUUCAGAUUUAAGACGAAUGCAGAAUUUGCUUCGGAGGAAUUAUAACCGGGGUAAUGCAAAACUUACAAGCAUUGCAGAAACCAAAAACUAUGCAUUGGGCA